Molecule: messenger RNA, 4033 nt
Organism: Doryrhamphus excisus (bluestripe pipefish)
Lineage: Eukaryota; Metazoa; Chordata; Actinopteri; Syngnathiformes; Syngnathidae
Gene: mier3b
Product: mesoderm induction early response 1, family member 3 b
Biological process (GO): negative regulation of transcription by RNA polymerase II
Cellular component (GO): nucleoplasm
Molecular function (GO): histone deacetylase binding; transcription corepressor activity
Source: RefSeq, a predicted model, not a curated record
GUUUUGAAUAGCGUCACGACUGAGGCGGUCAUCCAGCUCUCUGAUUGGCUGAGAGCCGUCAUCCGGGUACUGCGAUACAACUGGCUCAUUAGCUGAAGGUACCAAUAUGGCGGAGGCUUCCCUUGGGAGUUCAAGUCCAGUUGGCUCUUUAUCUUCAGAAGAUCAUGACUUUGACCCAACUGCAGAAAUGCUAGUCCAUGAGUACGAUGACGAGAGGACUCUGGAGGAGGAAGAGUCUCUUGAAGGAGGGGGGAAUUUUAACUCUGAGAUUGCAGAUCUGGAGAAGGAGGGUAAUAUGCCUUUGGAGGAGUUGUUGGCAAUCUACCGCUAUGAGGCGUCAGCUGGGUCCAGUAUAGACAGUUCCUCUGGAGACCUCACGGAUGAGCUGCCUGACAUGACUUUGGACAAGGAGGAAAUUGCUAAAGACUUGUUGUCUGGCGAUUACGAAGAGGAGACACAGUCUUCAGCCGAUGAUCUCACCCCUUCCGUCACCUCCCACGAAACCACCGAUUUCUUCCCAAGGACACUUCGAUCCAAUGCAAUAUCUGAUGGGGAUAAAGAUUCAGAGUGUGAUGAUGAUGGCCCGAGUCCGGAAGACUCCAGAAAGGAAAUAAUGGUGGGAGCAGAGUACCAAGCAGAGGUUCCUUCCACCGUCUGCCACUACACAGAAGGAGAGAAAGUGUAUGAAGAUGAAGACGAGUUAAUGUGGACUCCAGGUGCCUUGCCAGAGAGCAAAGUCAGGAUGUUUCUGACUGACGUGCUGUCACGGACGACGGGUGAAAAGACGGGAUGUGACAAACUGGGCAUGCAUGUUCGAGACAAUGAGCAGGCUUUGUGUGAACUUGUCAAGUGCAACUACAACACCCACGAGGCACUUGAGCAAUACUGUAGCCACCUAAAGUCCUCGAAAGAAAAAUCACCCCCAUGGUCUGAAGAGGAGUGCAAGAACUUUGAACAUGCGCUGCAGAUGUAUGACAAGAACUUUCACCUCAUACAGAAACACAAAGUCACAACGCGGACAGUAGCAGAAUGUGUGGCGUUUUACUACAUGUGGAAAAAGUCGGAACGCUUUGACUUCUUUGUGCAGCAGAAUCGAUUCGGGAAGAAAAAGUACAACAGCUAUCCUGGUGUAACAGACCUGAUGGACAGGCUUGUGGACGAAGCGGAGGGUCUGGCCGUGGACAGCUCGUCCUCCGUGUGCUCGGGAGGCGGCGGAGGAGGGAGGCUGGAAGCGACCACAGAACAGCAGCUCAGCCUGCUCAACUCCAUCACUGCCAGCGACCUCACAGCGCUGAGCAACAGCGUAGCGACAGUGUGCAGCCCAGCAGAGGUCUUGGACUCGUACAGCUUUCCCCCCCUGGAGUCUCUCCACCGCGCCUCCCUCAACCACGACGAGCCGCUCGGCUUCCCCUCCAAUGGCGCAGACCCCGACUGCCUCAACAUGCUGGACGCCGGCUUCUACCACUCGGACCUGGGUCAGCUGGGCAGCGUGUGUGUCAACAAGGACUGCGAGCGUCCCUCCAAGAGACUCAAGAUGGCGCUGCCGGACUCCUUUAUCAGCGACGUUUCUGUGGGCAACCUCGGCGUGGACUUUGAAGCCCGCCGGACAACGCCGCACCACCACCGGAUAACCGGUGCCAAAGUGGCUGUGUCGGUCACGGACUUCGGAAGCUUGGCGGCAGCGGCCAGCGGAGAGGCGAACGGCUUUUUGGGGGCGCAUUCACGCCACCACACGCAGCACACUGCAGCACUUCAGUCAGAGUGAUCCUCAUCCUCAGCCCCCCCCCCCCCCCCCCCCUUUUUUUUGCUUGUACAUAGACUGACCUCACAUUAUAUAUACUGUAUCUAUAUAUAUAUAUAUAUAUAUAUAUAUAUAUAUAUAAAUGUACAUAAGAUACUUUUGUUUUCAUUUUUUGUGUAAUAUGACAUCAGUGAUGUCUCAUAUAGAACUAAAAAUCUUGAUUUCUCUCAAGAGUUUAUAACAGCCAUUUUAUUGACGUGUUUGUGGUGGUGGUGGUAACGUCCAUGUACAGUUACGUAGGGGGAGGCCUGCAGACGUGUUAUCUUCCUACUUUCCCCCUUCUUAUCCUGCCAUCCUUCUCAGCUGCCAAAAUCAUGCUCGCUCUUGGUGCUCGUCGCUCUUAUUUCACGUGGUACUCGUUUGGUUUGAUUCACAAGUGUUUUUGUUUACAGGUACUUGGCAGUCGAGCUGUUAUGUUAGACGAUUUUAUGUUUUUUUACUCCCAACAUAAACACAACUACAGUUCAUGUUUUUUAAAAAAAAUCUGUUUUUAUUUAGUCAAUAUUACUGUAAUUUUGGUUUAUAAACAAUUUUUUUCUUAAACUUUGAACCUAUAGCCCAUUUAUGACUAUUUUCAGUGAGGAAAAGGGAGCGCUUUCUUUGGCUGGAGCCAAUCACAAACUAUAAGAAAACUUGUGAUGAGCUUGGUUCAAAGGCUAACAUCACACAGCAAUUUAACAUCCAAAAGGUAGCUCGGAAAUAUAUUUUCAAACUGUUUUAAUGGUGUAUGGUGUAUUUCUUCCCAGCAAAGCACUUCUUUGGCCAAGGCUUCUUUUUGUGCUACCUUUUUAGUGUUAAGUCGCUGUGCGUUCUUUCUAAAUAGACACCCUAAGUCAGACUGGUGGGUUGAGGUUUAUAGCUCAAUUUCAAAAAGCUCCCUGGUCCUCACAGACUGGUGUGUGUCACAAUAUGCUGUUUUAUGAUGUGGACAUGUGAGGCUAAUGCUUGUACAAAUCUGUUUUUCAUCUCCAAGUGUUAACUCUGGAAAUUAUGGUAUGUUUUCACCCCAAAAUAUAUACCAGUGUUAUUUUGUGAGCAUGGCCAAAAUGUCGUAAAUAUUAAGUUUGGAAACAUCAACAUUGAAUUGUAAUUUGCAUCGUUCCAACUUUUUCCAGUUUUUAACCAAUUGGACUUUGACUCGUGUUGCAAAUGGAGUUGUUACCGCCCCCCCCCCCCAAUAACUCAGACCAGUAUUGUUUAUGAGACACACACGCGAGUGGGCGUCGGGAGAAAGGUGAUUGUACACGGUGUUUACGUCAUGUUAUCUAUGCAUUGUUGCUGUGAACGGUUGUUUUUCAGGGCUCCGUGUGGUGUUUGCAGUGUCCUCCUCAUGUAACAAGAACACGUGACAUCUUUCUUGUAAAUAAUCAUUUAGCAACUUAGCCUUUAUGGGGAAAAAAGUCUAUGACCUGACCUUAUUAUGUUCAUACAAAAGCUUAUUUCCUUCCAAUGACCAUAUGUUGUAGAUAUGUACAGGAAUUUUGAGGUUUACUUUUUUUUUACUUUGAAAUGUGCAUGCUGGUCGCGUCCCCCAAAAUGAUAAAUGAUUAUUCGUGUUGUUUUAGCCUUUAAAAGUGGCAAUGUUAAAAAAGCAGAACUAUUCUACAUGUCUAUAUAUGUCUCGAUGGUAAAGGGAUGGCUGCUGCUCUUGGCGGUUCAAGUUUUUUGUUGACAAAAAAAAAAACAUCAUGCAGUGGGUCCUCCGAGCCGAGCUCUUGGUAGCUAUAGCGGUGCAGUGCUAUUUAUUAUUUCACCUGUGGUUUGUACAGAACACUUGUAAGAAUGUAAAUGCCAUUAUUAUUAGGUUGUAGAUUGAAGUAGCAUUAUGCUCACCACCCUGUGAACUCUGGCAAAAAUGUGAUAUUUUAUUGAUAUGUGCGAAUGUGCGUGUGUGUAUGACUGAGCAGUAAGCAAAGUUUAUUUUGUGUUUUUUCCGUCAUUUGAGGUUUAAAAAAGAUUUUUAAAAGGUUAUAGCAGAUGUGGUUUUGGAUAAGAGGUUUCUAUGAGAAAUACAUAAAACACCUUUGUGAAUAAAAACCUACAUAAAUGUAUAUGGAGAAUUGUAGACAAUCAAAGGCAUCACUAAGAAAUGUUAAAGGAAAGGAAGUUAUCUAUUGUUUAUAAGAAUUGUACAGACAUUGACAUUUGCUUUUGCCCUCUGUUUGUUAAAACAUUAUUUUUUAUGUUCUGUUCUACUUUAAUACCUUGUGUACAGAUCCAGAAAUAAACGCU